Messenger RNA from Heteronotia binoei (common prickly gecko), 1140 nucleotides. It is a transcript of the gene RGS13, whose product is annotated as regulator of G protein signaling 13. The record is from RefSeq and is a predicted model, not a curated record. The transcript has 5 exons. Bases 377 to 883 code for a protein of 168 amino acids. Lineage: Eukaryota; Metazoa; Chordata; Lepidosauria; Squamata; Gekkonidae.
UCAGUUUAGUUGAUCAGUGAAGAUAUCCUGAAGGAGACAGAACAAACAUCCUCUUAUCAAUGGUUCAUUGAAAGCAAAUGGGGAAAAAAUUAUCCACACCACAAGAAAUGUUUGCAUGUAGAUACAUGAAAAGCAAGUCACACAGCAGAACUGGCAGUGAGGAUCCAACUGCAGAGGGGGAAGAUCUUGGUGCUUUAAGAAAAAAAAAGAUCAAGAGGAACUCUUGGAUAAUGAAUUUUUUUGCAAGCAAAUACCCCAAGUGCUGUUGCAGCAGCUGAAAAGAAACCAAUUGCCAACAUCAGACUUCAAACAGAAGCUAAUAAUUUCAUCAACAAUCACAAAAAAAUCCCCAAAGUCCUGGAAGAUAUUGUGGAUAAUGAGCCCCAGCAUCUGUUGGCUUUGUAACUUAUUCCGAGAUGGCACAAAUGGAAUCACUUCUAAAAUAUGUCUGGACGAAGUGCUACAGUGGUCUCAGUCUUUUGAAAAGCUGAUGGCUACUAAACAUGGGCGUAUAAUCUACAGAUCCUACCUGAAGACAGAAUACAGUGAUGAAAACAUUGAGUUCUGGCUUGCUUGUGAGAGCUUCAAAAAGAUAUCAUCACAGAAGAAAAGAAUUUCAGUGGCACAGAAACUUUUUCAGGACUACAUCCAGCCUCAGUCUCCAAGGGAGAUUAAUAUUGAUAGUCCAACAAGAGAAGCUAUUAUUAUGAAUAUUCAAAAGCCAACUCCAUCCUGCUUUGAUGAAGCUCAGAGAAUUGUUUACUUGCAUAUGGAACGGGAUUCAUACCCCAGGUUUCUUGGGUCAGAAAUCUAUCAAAGCCUUCUCCGGGGUCUCUCAGCCAGAAGAAGGGAGCCAUCUGUGUCUAUUAAAGAGACAGAAUGAGGAUGCAGAAGAUGCUGGUGAGCUCAUCUCUUUUAAAACACCAGAGAAAGUGAAGACACCCAGUGGCAGAAUUCACACCAACAGUAUGGAUAUCUUCAUACAGCUGUGAUAAUUCUUUUCAUAUUUAUAUUUUGCAUGGGAAUUACAUUGAAUGACAGCAUAAGAAUCAUAUACAAAACAAGGGUCAACAAAAGGAUUGGUAUUGUAUUGGAUUCUGGAACUGUCACAGACCCAAUAGCAGAUAUACUUGAAUGAAC